AUGAACAACCCCAUGAUUAGAAAAAAUCAACAGGAGAGAUCAGAGUCAGGGAUUCUCAGUUGUCAGUCUUCCCAGAGUCAUCAAACAGACCUGGCCUCCAUAUUCAGUUUGCUUGAAGAGAAAAUUAUGACAUUUGUGAAGAACGAGCUGAAGAUGUUCAAGAGGAUUCUUAGUCCAGAACUCCCAGAAGGCUUUGAGAGUCAGAAGCAGGAUAAGGAAGUGGUGGAUGCUGAAGAUGAGAAGCAGGAGAGCAGUGCCAGAGAGGGGGCUCUGAAGAUCACACUGCACAUCCUGAGGAAAAUGAACCAGAAGGAGCUUGCUGACACACUGGAGAAAUAUGAUCUUGCUGUGAUUUGCCAACGUGAACUCAAAUCUAAUCUAAAGAAGAAGUUUCAAUGUGUAUUUGAGGGUAUCGCUAAACAAGGAAACCCAACACUUGUCAAUGAGAUCUACACAGAGCUCUACAUCACAGAGGGUGGAACAGGAGAGGUCAAUAAUGAACAUGAGCUGAGACAGAUUGAGACAACAACCAGGAAACAAGCAAGACCAGAGACUGCAAUUAAAUGUAACGACAUCUUCAAACCCUUAACUGGACAAGACAAACCUAUCAGAACUGUGCUGACAAAGGGAGUCGCUGGCAUUGGAAAAACAGUCUCUGUGCAGAAGUUCAUUCUGGACUGGGCUGAAGGAAAUGCAAAUCAGGAUGUCCAAUUUGUAUUUUCAUUCCCUUUUCGGGAGCUGAAUUUGAUGAAAGAGGACAAACACACUUUCAUUGAACUUCUCAAUCACUUCUCACUGGAAACUAAACAAUCAAGAAUCUCCAACUACGACAAGUACAAAGUUGUGUUCAUCUUUGAUGGUUUGGAUGAGUGCCGACUGCCUCUAGACUUCCAGAAGAACAAGAUCUGUUGUGACGUCACAGAGUCAACCUCAGUGGAUGUUCUGCUGACAAAUCUCAUCAAGGGAAAUCUGCUUCCCUCUGCUCUCAUCUGGAUAACUACCCGACCUGCAGCAGCCAAUAAGAUCCCUUCAGGGUGUGUUGACCAGGUGACAGAGGUACGAGGGUUCAAUGACCCACAGAAGGAGGAGUACUUCAGGAAGAGAUUCAGGGAUGAGGAUCUGGCCAGCAGAAUCAUCUCACACAUAAAGACAUCAAGGAGCCUCCACAUCAUGUGCCACAUUCCAGUCUUCUGUUGGAUUUCUGCAACAGUGCUUGAACACAUGCUGAAACAUAAGAGAGAAGAGAUGCCCAAGACUCUGACUGAGAUGUACACACACCUUGUGGAGUUUUAUACCAAGCAGAAGAAUGAAAAGUAUCUUGGGAAAGAAGAGACAGGUCCACACUGGAAUAAAGAGAGCAUUAUGUCACUGGGAGAACUGGCUUUUCAACAGCUUGUGAAGGGCAAUCUGAUUUUCUAUGAAGAAGACCUGAAGGAGGCUGGCAUUGAUGUCAAUGAAGCCUCAGUGUACUCAGGAUUGUGCACACAGCUCUUUAAAGAGGAAUGUGGGCUGUACCAGGACAAGGUGUACUGCUUUGUUCAUCUGAGCAUUCAGGAGUUUCUGGCUGCUGUAUAUGUGUUCCUCUCAUUCAUCAACAACAAUGAGAAUCUAAUGGCCGAACCGCAAUCAACAUCCAGGAAACUUUCUGUGCUGUUCAGAGACAAGCGUAAAGUUACUGUCUACAAGAGUGCUGUGGAUAAAGCCUUACAAAGUGAGACGGGAAACCUGGACCUUUUCCUCCGCUUCCUUCUGGGCCUCUCACUGGAGUCCAAUCAGAAGCACUUACGAGGUCUACUGACAAAGACAAGAAGCAGCUCAAAGACCCAUAAAGAAACAGUCAAGUACAUCAAGGAGAAGAUCGGGGAGGAUCUCUCUCCAGAGAGGAGCAUCAAUCUGUUCCACUGUCUGAAUGAACUGAAUGACCAUUCUCUAGUAGAGGAGAUCCAAAGCUACUUGAGAUCAGGAAGUGUCUCAAAACCCAACCUGUCACCUGCACAGUGGUCAGCUCUGGUCUUUGUGUUGCUGACUUCAGAAAAGGAGCUGGAUGUGUUUGACCUGAAGAAAUAUUCCAGUUCAGAGGAAGGUCUUCUGAGGCUGCUGCCAGUGGUCAAAGCCUCCAGAGCUGUUCUGUUUCAUCCAUCAGAUGUUUGUGAUCUCACACUGGACCCAAACACAGUAGACAGACUCCUCUCUCUGUCUGAGGAGAACAGAAAGGUGACAUGUAGGAGAGAGAAGCAGCCGUAUCCUGAUCACCCAGAGAGAUUUGAGGACUGUAGACAGGUGCUGUGUAGAGAGGGUCUGACUGGGCGCUGUUACUGGGAGGUAGAGUGGAGUGGGAGUGGGGCUGUUAUAGGAGUGACAUAUAAAGGAAUCAGCAGGAGAGGAAGGAAUUAUGACUGUUGUCUUGGAUACAAUGACAAGUCCUGGAGUCUGUUCUGCUAUGUCAACAGUUACAGAGCCAGGCACAAUAGUAAUCCCACUACCAUAGACGUCCCCCCCUCCAGCUCCCACAGAGUAGGAGUGUAUCUGGACUGGCCAGCCGGCACUUUGUCCUUCUAUAGAGCCUCCGACACACUGACCCACCUGUACACAUUCACCUCCACUUUCACUGAGCCCCUCUUUCCAGGUUUUGGGGUUGAUUAUGACUCCUCAGUGUCCCUGUAAAUAAUAACCUGACACA
Molecule: messenger RNA, 2680 nt
Organism: Oncorhynchus mykiss (rainbow trout)
Lineage: Eukaryota; Metazoa; Chordata; Actinopteri; Salmoniformes; Salmonidae
Source: RefSeq, a predicted model, not a curated record